Messenger RNA from Syngnathoides biaculeatus (alligator pipefish), 3625 nucleotides. RefSeq names its product growth hormone releasing hormone (gene ghrh). Gene Ontology annotation, cellular component: extracellular region; perikaryon; terminal bouton. NCBI's taxonomy places the organism in Eukaryota, Metazoa, Chordata, Actinopteri, Syngnathiformes, Syngnathidae. The transcript is spliced from 6 exons. The record is from RefSeq and is a predicted model, not a curated record. Gene Ontology annotation, molecular function: growth hormone-releasing hormone receptor binding; neuropeptide hormone activity; growth hormone-releasing hormone activity. Bases 533 to 922 code for a protein of 129 amino acids. Gene Ontology annotation, biological process: positive regulation of multicellular organism growth; positive regulation of cell population proliferation; growth hormone secretion.
UGUAAAGUACCUUAGCAAGUUUUUAUUUUCCCCAACUACCCAAGGUGACAAAGGACCACGAUCCCUUUUUGGUAUUUUGGUAAUACUAGACAUUUCUCAAAAUACAUCCACGGCCUAUCUUUGAGCAAAAUUGCAGCGUUGAAAUGGUUUACUAUAUUUUCCAUCCAUCCUUCCAUUUUCUGGGCCGCUUAUCCACACAAGGGUCGCGGCAGUGCCGUCACCAAUCCCGGCUGUCAUAGGCCAGGGUACACCCUGACUGGUUGCCAGUCAAUCGCAGGGCACAUGGCGACAGGAAAGACGCACUCACAAUCACACCUAAGGGCAAUUUAGAGUGUCUAGUUAAUGUUGGGUGAAACGGUGGGGCAGCUGUAAUGCAUUGGCCUCAUAGUUCUGAGGUCCAGGGUUCAAUCCCAUGGAUGGAUAUCUAUUUUUCUACCUAUUGAGAUCCACUGGAGAGAAUACAGUUAAUAUGGGAUGUAUGAUGAAUAGGAGGCAACUACUUCAACUACUACUUAUAUAAAGGACAGCCUUUAUGAUGACCAAAGCAACACUGCUGCUGUUUUAUUGCCUGUUUAUAUCUGCAGCAGGCUCCCCACUAUAUCCCUCCAUCAGGGACACAUCGAUCCUGAUGACAUCUUCUCGAAAGAAUCCGGAGCAGGUGGAUGGCGAAAGUUCUGCCCAAGACAGAACUGACCUACGCUUUGGUCGCCAUGCCGAUGCCAUCUUUACAAACAGUUAUAGGAAAGUGUUGGGCCAAAUCUCUGCAAGGAAGUUCCUUCAGACCAUCAUGGGCAAACGUCUUGGAGACGAAAGUGAGAGCUAUAUGAAACGCCAGUCUGAUCUCUAUGAAGGAACCUAUAAAGAAGAUCUGACGUCCAUCCAAAGCAAUCAGAGAUACAGAGGAUUUCAUGAAACGCCAUGAGGCUCAGAAUGCAGAGCAGAGAGAACACAGAUUGAAAAGCUGUUCAUUGUCAAAACCAUCACGGCUUGUUUUAUUGUACCUCUAUCUUCACAGGCAAUAUGGUCUGCAUUUUUAAUUCUCAUUGAAAGCUGUUGCAAAUGUUCCAAAUAGAUGUUUGUUUUUUUUAGCAUUCCUCAACUUUCCCACUCUUUUGAUGCCCCUGUCAGGGCUUAUUUGGAACAUGUUGCAGGCAUCAAAUUUAAAAUGAGAAAAUAGUUGCAAAAAACUAAUCAGUUUGAACAUGAAAUAUCUUGCAUUUGUAUUUAGUUGAAAAUAGGUUGAAAUUAUUAUAUUCAUUAUAGUCUGUUUUAUUAACAUUUUACAUAAUGCUGCAACUUGAUUGGAAUUGAAAUUUGUACAUUCACACUAUAACAUCUAAAUUUGUGAUUUCAUCAGGUGUGCUGUGGAGCCAUUUGUUGUCAUUCAAACCACAGAAUAAUGGCUGUUUAGACACCCAUAAAUAACACUAAAUACUGCAAAUGUUGAUUGCCAUUCAAUCUGGAGUUAUGUUCCAGAUGGCUCAUGAUGUGAUGUUUUAUUUUUUUAAAUAUCAAUAGUAUAUACCAUUUCCCUAUGGUUAAAAUGCAUUUGAACAAAUUGAAACACACUUUUUACACAUAUAUCAUGUUUAAACUCAACAUUUGCAAUUACAAAAUGAUGGAAAACACUUGGGUGAUGGGCUAGAUAAGUACUGAUAAUAAUAACCACUAUAGAAAGGUGAGCUAAUGUGGUUUCACAAGUUUGCAGCUGUUAUUAACCAAAAAACAUUCAAACUCCUUUAGCUGUUCUAGUAGUCUUUUCUUGAUAUCCAUCCAUUUUGUGAGCCACUGAUCUUUACAAAGAUCGUAGGAGUGCUGGAGCCAAUACCAGCUAUCAUCGGGCACGAGGCAGGGAGGUUGGAAUUGAUGCCCGGUCCUCAGAACUGUGAGGCAGAUGCUCUAACCAGUUUAAUUACGGUGCUACUGCUUUUCUUAUUUAUUUUUUUUAGACGCAUGUAACUGUCCAAGCCAAAACCAAGCAUUUUAACAGGGUCGUUACCUUUUUAUAUUGACUAUAUAGUAUAGUGUAUACUUACAGUGGACAGAGGACAGAAUUGUUGUUCCCACCGUUAAUAAAGGAAAAAUCCAUAGCGGUCACAGAAAUAAAUUGAAUCUGAUAAAAUUAAGAAUAAAUUUAAAAAAAUAUGAAAAUUAAACAAUGAUAAUCAGACUGUUUUUGAAUUGUGCUUACAUGAUAAAAAAUAAAAACAUUAGGUUGGCAGCAUGGUGGAGCAGCUGUAAAGUAUUGGCCUCAGAGUUCUGAGGCCCAAGGUUCGAUCCUGGCCCCGCCUGUGUGGAGUUUGCAUGUUUUCCCUGUGCCUGCAUGGGGUCUCUCCGGGCACUCUGGUUUCCCCCCACAUCCCAAAAAACCUGAAAACAUUUAUUGGACACUAAAUUGCCCCUAAGUGUGAUUGUGAAUGCGGUUGUUUGUGUCUAUGUGCCCUUCAAUUGGUUGGCAACCAGUUCAGGGUGUACCCUGCCUCCUGGCUGAUAGGUGGGAUAGCCUCUAACACUCCCACAGCCCUCGUGAGGAUAAGUGGCUAAGAAAAUGGAUGGAUAAACAGAUUGCAUGUUCGCCCCAUGUGAUAGGCUCCAGCGCGCCCGGGCCCCUAAGCAGAAUGGAAGAUCGAUAAAUGACAGAAAAUAAUGAAACAGGUCUGGAGAAAAAUGACGGAACCAUCCAUGCAUUGUCUGAGCCACCUAUCCUCACAAGGGUCGCAGGAGUGUUGGAGCCUAUUCCAGCAAUCUUAGGGCAGGAGGCAGGGUACACCCAGAACUGAUUGCCAGCCACUCGCUGGGCACUCAGAAUCAAUUAAGUCUCCAAUUUAUGCAUGUUUUGGCGAUGUGGGAGGAAACCCGAGUGGCCGAAGAAAACCACACAGGCACAGGGAGAACAUGAAACAUGCUCUAACCAAAUUUAUGUGUUUUUAGCAGGUAAGAUGACGUAACAAAACUCCCAAAAUGCAGCUCACCUGAAAGCCAAUAUCAAAGCAACUUGGAUUAACAUAACACCUGAUCUGUGCCAAAGGCUGAUGAACUCCAUGCCGCACCACCUUGUUAUUAAAGCUACAGCAGGUUCAACAAUGUACUGGGGCCAUAAUACUAUAAUACACUUUUCAGAAAGUCUUCAUUUCUGUUUAAGAUCUUUGGUUGGUCAGAUGAAAUAUUCUAAUAUUAUAAAAUACUGGAUGUUUUAUUUUUCUGGAUGCCAUAAUCACCAAAAUUUAAACAAAUUGGCUUGAAUUAUUUUGCUUUGUUUGAGGUGAACUAAUACAUUUCAGUUUUGUUUUUUUUUUAAUAAAUUGACUUUCCCUAAAUAUUCUAUUUUUCAACAUACCUGUAGAUCCUUUGAUACUUGUGAAAUAGAACACCAAUUGACCAUUUCUUUAUUUCUUAAGACAGAAACAUCCUUCAUUUCCACGUUAUGAACAAUUUAUCUUGGGGGUGGAAAUUUGUAUCAAACAGGAAACAAGUUCUACUUUGACACAAUCAAACACUUGGUACUGUAAAAGUACAGUGAGUAAAGAUCAGCGUGUAAGAUCUGCUGGCCUGUUUAUAAACAGAGGAGACAAACGGUAAGUUACAAAAAAAAAAAAAAAAAGUAUUUAAUUUCAUUAAGAAACCA